UCUUCUAACAUGGGUUAUUCGUAAUGAUUCAUUCUUAGUGUAAUAAAAAAAACGCAAAUAGCUCGGUUUAACAUAACACUCUCAGCGAAAACAUCUGCAUCACAAACGAAAACAUCGACGUAAAAACGUACUGCUGUUGACAACGAGAGGUAAUAGUCGAGGGCAACCUGGUUAGAUAAUGACCAAGUUUACUUUCUAAAACACAAGGGGGCGAACCAUAAAUUUGAAAUUAUUGGUAGCGUCAAGGUGGAAAUAGGUCGGAAUCGCAGGGAAAAAAUACAUCCCAACCGGUGGACUUGGUGACCAAAGUUUUGAGUUUGUUAUAAUUAUUACAGAUUGAAUCACGAUCCUUGAAAGCCGCUUUGCUGUGGAAAUCUACAAGUUUUAACAAAUUCUGAAGGACAUGGAAGAGAUCACAAACAGGGAAUAUGAUCAAUUCAUUAGAAGUCCAGACAACAAGGAUAAGCUGAUUAUAAUUGACUUCUAUGCCGAGUGGUGUGGUCCUUGUAGAAAGAUAAAACCCUUUUUGAGGAAACUUAAGGAAAAGUAUCCAGAAGUAAUCUUUGCAAAAGUGGAUGUCGAUGACGCUGAAUUAUUAGCAGAGGAAGAGAAGGUCGAAGUAAUGCCUACAUUUUUCUUUAUCAAGAACGGGGACAAGCUUCACGUACUCAGCGGGUCGAACGAACAAGAUUUAGAGGAGAAAAUAAAGGAAUUCAAAUAACCGUUCCUAAGCUAGCAACUUGUGACUUGUCCAUACAGUAUAAUUUGUAGGCACAGUAUAGCUUAUUAUCAUGAUUUUAAUAGAUGUAUAACUGUUUUCCCAGUAACGUGAAAAUUCAAAAUACAAUAUUGUUGGUAAUCUCGUUCUCAGGCCCUUCUAUCACUUCAAGACCAGUAUAAAAUAAAAUAAAAGGGCCCUGGAGGCAAGUUUGUACCGAUUAAGGCGGAA
This is a messenger RNA of Orbicella faveolata, 949 nucleotides long. RefSeq names its product thioredoxin-like. The record is from RefSeq and is a predicted model, not a curated record. Gene Ontology annotation, molecular function: protein-disulfide reductase activity. Lineage: Eukaryota; Metazoa; Cnidaria; Anthozoa; Scleractinia; Merulinidae.